Molecule: messenger RNA, 4319 nt
Organism: Pararge aegeria (speckled wood butterfly)
Lineage: Eukaryota; Metazoa; Arthropoda; Insecta; Lepidoptera; Nymphalidae
Exons: 4
Coding region: 488-1270 (260 amino acids)
Source: RefSeq, a predicted model, not a curated record
UACGCGACUGAGAACACCGCGGCGCGGAGCGGCCGCGUCCGCGUCAUUGAACAACAAGACUCGCUCGAUGGCAGGCGCCUUCCUGCCAAUAUGAAAAAAAUAGUGCUAGUAAACUCUGUUACAAAAUUCGCGAUAGUAGAAUUUACAUGUUAUCUUUGUUUUACAAAUUAUUUAUUUUUAUAGUGUUAUUACAAUGAAAAACAUAUUUUUAUUUAUUAGUGAAUGAUAGUUAAUUAUUGAAAAAGCGCUUUACGGGUGUUGUAAUAUCCGUGUAUCGCCCAGUGAUUGUUUUGUUUAAAUAUUUUAAGCUUCUAUAAGCAAUUUACAAAAUGUGUGGCAGUGUUUAAAAGAGCAAGCUCGUUCUUACUACGGCAGUGUGAUCGAUUUGUCUACAAGUGAAUACAACGGAGUGUCAUCGCAAGAGAAACAAACACAGCCCUCAAUUCUGUGGAAACCUACACAAUUUGUGGCCAACACUGAUUCAAAUAUGUGUUGUGAUUUACAGAUGCUCUCGGUACAAGUGCCGGGGUGCGCGGGCAUGGAGCGGUUGGGCGCGCCGGGGGGACCGCGCCUACGGCACGACCACAGACACCACCAUUCCACAUUGGAAUGGGAAAAACAGCAGAGGUUGCAGGCGAUGGUGGGUCGCCUGCAGGAGAUGGUGGAACAGGAGACGCGCGCAAGGUCUGCCGCCGCGGCAGAACGCCUCGGCCUGCCACCCAGCAUACAGCUCCCAGACGGCGAGUACGGACAGGAUGCCCACCUACAGAUACGAGUCCCUUAUCAGGUCCCAAGCCGAGCUGACGAGAAGCAGCUUUCAGCCGCCACCGAACAAGUGCGUGAGCGACGUGCCCGAGUGGGCGGGCGCGGCGGACGCGCGGCGCAGCCAGGGCGGCGCGGGCGGCGGCAAGAAAGACGGUCUACUGCAGAAGGCCACGCGCUGGUGGGUGCGCAUGGGCGCGCGGCCGCCGCCCGCCUUCCUACCGGCCGCGCCGCCGCCCUGCGUGAUGGUACCGCGCCGCGCCGCGCCCUCGCCGCCGCCCGACGCGUGACGUCGCCGCUCCUCCGCACCUCUCUAUCAUAUCACGCUUACAUUCCAUUAUCGGGACGAUCAGACUCGCCGGAGUGCACGCGCGUCCCGGAGUAUUAUAGACUUGGUAAUUUAUUUAUUUGGGACUCGCGGGCGAACGCGGACGCGCGCGCGUGCUUUGUGAUAUGUGCGACAGGGUCGUGUUGUGACAGUGUGGAUCGUGCGGACCGUGUGGAGUGAGUCGCCUCACUCGCGAGCGUUGCUAGUCUUAUACUUUAAUCGGUUUAGACGUAGAGGUAAUUGUUUCUAUUGAAAUUUUAUGAAACGAGACGAGGUUUAACUGCCCGCUAUUUGUGUUAUAGGUGUGUAUGGCGUUGCGUAGAGUGUACGUCCGUGUUCCUCGCACUGUCUUUGAGUUUUCGAAAACUAAGACUGAAAUAAAUAAAAAAAGAUAACACUAUAAAGUUUACAUUGUGUAUGUUGUCUUAGGUAAAAUUAAUUCAAAUAGAAACAAUUAAAAUAUAUAAUAUUUAAAGAAUCUUUCGAUUGUAACCUUCGAUGAUAUUGUAUAUUAUGAAAAGGCUCAGUCAAUAGUAUGCUAUUAAUGUCUUGCGAUGUACAGUUCAUGUUUAAGUAACCUAUUUUAAAGUUUAAUUUCUAUCCAGCAGCUAAAUCUGUGUUUAAACAACUUUUAUAUUUAUUUAAAUAUAAUAAUGUAUAAAAUAAUGCAUAUCAGUACAGUAAUCGCGAGGAAUAUUAAUUUACAAAGCAUAGUUACUAUUUUAUUGUAAAUAUUGUCUCUUAUUUAAUAUUAGACUAUUUGAUGACCAAAAGCCAAAAUACGAUGGUCAUUUGAUUGAGUGUUUGCUACAUUCCAUAUUUAUGUUGAAAUAUUUUCAAUACUUUACUGUACUCGCUUUCAUUUAUCUGCUGACAACCCAAGCAACUCACACAUUUUACUAUCUCGCUCUUUGCUUUUAGUUAAACAACAGUAAUUAUGUCAUGCUGACAAUAAUUAAAUAGUGAGUAAUGUUAUCAAUGCAGAUAAAUCUCAUUAGAGAAUAGUGAUUGAUUAUAAAAUUGGUUGAAGUAGUUAUAAAUUAAGUAUGUAUUUAUUACUUAUCACAUAAGGUUGGGUAUUGAUGGCCUGCUCCUUGCAGGUAUAAUAUAUUUUGAGAUAACAUAUAGUUGUAUUCCUAACGGAAAUUGUUCCAACUUUCCACUGUAGUCAUUAAAAAGUGAUAUAGCUGAAAUUAGUUAAUUUGCUGCAAUAGGCAUAAUGUUUUCCAGAAAUCGUAAAGGUUUAUAAGCAUUACUAGAUAAUAGAAAUUUGGUGCUUAAUCCAAUUUAAACUUAAAUAAUUGUUAUUAAGUAUAUAUAUAUAUAUAUGCUUUUUUUGUGAGAAAGCACAUAUUAUUGUUUUAUCUAAUAUUAUUGACUACAGUAUUUUUGAAGUAUCUAUAUGUUAUAAUGCCUCAUCUACAUUAGUCGAAACAUAUUUAUCACAGCUUAAUGAUAACAUACGAAUGGCUGCAAAUAUUAUGUGUGUUGAUAUUACUGGCCUAAAAUGUAGAGCUUAUAACAUUUAAACACACUUUUUCAAAUUCUUUCUACGUAUAAAUAUGUAAUUACUCCGGUUUAACCCAUAUCAAUACAAAGACUAUGCACAGCAAUACGUUCAGGUUAAAGCUACAUUAAGCGGCGCACGAAACACUAGUAAUAACCCAUAAUAAAGAUUACUAUAGUUUAUGGCUACAUUAUGCACCAUAAACAAAUUCAAUAUCCAGCGAGAUGAGACGAGACGCGAGAAAUUAGGGUAUUUUACAAUAAUGCAUAAACGCUUUAUAGUGUAGCCACAUUUCGGUUUUUUUGCUGUUCUGUUUUUUAAAUCAAGGCAUAAUGUAGCCUCGACCGAUAAGGUGUUGUGAGCAUUCAAUAAUUGAUAAUUGAUCAGUACUUCAGUCCUUCAAUACGCCUCGCAUACAGGCAAUAUUGUUGAAAAUGCUUGCUUUUGUGCGCUGUUCCUAUUGAUCAAGUACAAUCAUGACAAAGGGUUAUCAAGAUAGAAUACACGACCAAAUUAUAAUUUAAAAUAUGUAUACAAAAAUGUCGUAGUUUGUAAAACUCAUAAUCCUUUUAACAUUACUUUACAAAAAAAAGAAGUGAUAAGUAUUUCUAUUAACUGUAAUUUGUGUCAAAAAAACAUUCGGUUAAAAUCAAACCAAGAUUUAUAUUUCACAAACUUAGACAUUUUUAUAUAAAUUUCCUGCAACUAUCUUGUUAAAUAUAAUUUAGAACUCGAUUCGGGGUACCACCUGAUUCACAGUUCAUAUUGUUCAAAUACAAAUUGGCUAAUGUAAUCUAUCACAGAUUAGAGUACGUCUAUAUGUAUAUGUUAAAAUUCAAAACCGAAGCCCCGCAGCUACUAGUUUUAUCAAUUCAAUACUCAGAUCUGGCAAGUGGCGUUUUAGAUUCCGAACCAUAAUUCACUAGUAAACCUAGUAGAGUCGGAGCUUCGAGCAUUGAAUAUAACUUGUUAUAUGCAAAUGCUAAGAGUAGUAAGUGUCUAUAUUGACUGAAUUUUAUUUAAUCCUGAGUAGAACGACUGUAUUAUUUAAACAAUUACAAAACAGGUACCUAGAGCAUUUUGAACAAUAACAUUGGUUCAUAUUAUGUGACUUUAAUGGCACAUUCAGAGAAAUCUUAGUAAGACACUAGAAAUAUUGUGUCGCGUCAACGUGUCGCCACGAACGAGACUAAACGCACUCGUUUUUAGCAAAAGAUUUGUAACAGAAAGCGACUUUAUUGUAAUUUUUAAACUACAUUGCCUCUUAUGCUCUAUGGCAACUAAAGUACGCCGUUGUGACAAACAGAAAUAUAUUAUGACUCCCAGCGCGUGCGGGUGCACAUUGUAGUACGGCCGCUGGGAGUCGUCGUUCGGCGACAAUUAUUUUCUGUACUUCAAGUGCUAAAGGUCAAAUUUUCUAGUGUCUUGUUAUUAAGAUUUCUAUGAGCAGAAAAGAUGAUGAUUGAAUACACUAUUUAAGUAUCGAUUUGGUAAAAGUCAAUAUGGUUCAUGAGAAGAUGACUAAACGUAGAGAAGGAUAUUGGAAAUAACUGAAUGCAGAGUGCUGCAAGUAGAAAACAAGAUGGUUGGUUUACUGGUGCUGUCACAGUUAAGUACAUACAUGCUAGUUUACACUAGUGAUGCCCUAAUUAUGGACCUUGGAAUAUUUUUUGAAAUAAAUACUAGUGACAUAACUGUAGCUUUAUAAAUUAAUUGGUUGAA